AGGGUGCCAGUGAUGCCCGGAUCGCCCGUGGAAGUGAAGAUACAGUCCAGGUCCUCUCCUCCCAACAUGCCGCCACUGCCCCCCGUGAACCCCGGCGGCCCCCGCCCGGUGUCCUUCACCCCGACUGCACUGCCCAAUGGAAUAAACCAUUCCCCCCCGACGCUGAACGGGGCACCGUCCCCACCCCAGCGGUUUAGCAACGGUCCUUCUUCAUCCUCCUCCUCCUCGCUGACGAACCAGCAGCUCCCGGCCACGUGCGGCGCCCGGCAGCUCAGCAAGCUGAAGCGCUUCCUCACCACCCUGCAGCAGUUCGGCAACGACAUUUCGCCAGAGAUCGGGGAGAAGGUCCGGACCCUCGUCCUGGCGUUAGUGAACUCAACGGUGACGAUCGAGGAAUUUCACUGCAAGCUGCAAGAGGCGACAAACUUUCCCCUCCGGCCGUUUGUGAUCCCCUUUCUGAAGGCCAACCUCCCGCUGCUGCAGAGAGAGCUGCUGCACUGCGCCCGGGCUGCCAAGCAGACGCCCUCCCAGUACCUGGCGCAGCACGAGCACAUCGUGCUGAACACGAACACCACGUCCCCCGCUGACUCCUCCGAGCUGCUCAUCGAGGUGAACGGGAAUGGGAAGAGGCACAGUCCGGACAGAAGGGAAGACAACAGCUUUGAGAGGGAGCCGCUGCCGACGGAGCCUCCGGCCAAGAGGGUGUGCACCAUCAGCCCCGCGCCUCGGCACAGCCCUGCCCUGACAAUCCCCCUGAUGAACCCCGGAGGGCAGUUCCACCCCACCCCACCGCCCCUCCAGCACUACACCUUGGAAGAUAUCGCGACCUCCCACCUCUACAGGGACCCCAGCAAGAUGUUGGAGCACAGAGAGAUUCGGGACAGGCACGGCAGUCUUGGUUUGAAUGGAGGAUACCAGGACGAGCUGGUGGACCACCGCCUAACGGAGAGAGAGUGGGCUGACGAGUGGAAGCAUCUUGAUCACGCACUGAACUGCAUCAUGGAGAUGGUGGAGAAGACCCGGCGCUCCAUGGCCGUGCUGCGGCGCUGUCAGGAGGCCGAUCGGGAAGAGCUCAACUACUGGAAGAGGCGGUGCAGCGAGACGGCCGAGCCGCGGAAGGCAGGCGGCGAGCUCAUCUCCAGGCAGCACAGCCCCAGCAGCUCCGACUCCAUCGGCAGCGAUUCGUUGCGGGAGUUCAGCAGCAGGUCAGGCACGGGCUACGUCACUGAAGAGAUAUGGAAAAAAGCUGAAGAAGCCGUGAACGAGGUGAAGCGCCAGGCCAUGUCGGAGGUGCAGAAAGCGGUGGCGGAGGCUGAGCAGAAGGCGUUUGAGAUGAUUGCCUCCGAGAGGGCUCGGAUGGAGCAGACCAUCGCGGAUGCCAAGCGCCAGGCCACCGAGGAUGCUUUCUUAGUGAUUAAUGAACAGGAGGAGUCUACAGAGAGUUGCUGGAACUGCGGUCGCAAAGCCAGCGAGACCUGCAGCGGCUGCAACAUCGACGGCGUGCGCAGCCCGGCCCUCGAGAAGACUUCGGCCACCACCUCCCGGUCCUCCACCCCGGCAUCCGUGACAGCAAUAGAAACGAACGGACUCUAA
Messenger RNA from Charadrius vociferus (killdeer), 1593 nucleotides. It is a transcript of the gene CBFA2T2, whose product is annotated as core-binding factor, runt domain, alpha subunit 2; translocated to, 2. Gene Ontology annotation, biological process: DNA-templated transcription; negative regulation of DNA-templated transcription. NCBI's taxonomy places the organism in Eukaryota, Metazoa, Chordata, Aves, Charadriiformes, Charadriidae. Gene Ontology annotation, cellular component: nucleus. Gene Ontology annotation, molecular function: transcription corepressor activity. The record is from RefSeq and is a predicted model, not a curated record.